Messenger RNA from Moesziomyces antarcticus, 2133 nucleotides. RefSeq names its product mRNA cleavage factor complex subunit. The transcript is spliced from 5 exons. Lineage: Eukaryota; Fungi; Basidiomycota; Ustilaginomycetes; Ustilaginales; Ustilaginaceae. Bases 1 to 2133 code for a protein of 710 amino acids. The record is from RefSeq and is a predicted model, not a curated record. Gene Ontology annotation, molecular function: RNA binding.
AUGGCCAGCCUCGAGGACACAGACGAUCUCUACGCCGACCUCUACGGCGCGGCCGAGGGAGGCGUCGGCGACGUCGUUGACCUCGGAAGCGAAGACAAGGACACCGCCAAAGUCGAGCAGGAUCUCAUCGGCUACGAGGACGACGACCAGAAGGAUGUUGGUGGCGAUAGCCGCGAUGCCGGCAAGUCGGGCGACGAGGCUGCUGCCGCUCCUAGCACGUCGUCGUUCAUUCCUCCGCCGUCGUCUGCACAGCAGCAGCAGCAACACGGCGGUGGAAUGCAGAUCAAGGGCAGCUUCAUCCCGCCCCCCGAGUCGUCGUCGCAGGCGCACGGCGAUGUCAGAGAUCUGACACCUUCGAGCCGCAACGAUGCAUCCGCUUCGGCAUAUGACGCUGGCGCUGGCGGGUAUGGAGGCCAGCAGGGCGCAGCCGACGCAAACCGCAACGGCAACCGCGAGUUGCCGCCUCACGAGAUGCCAGAAGAGGGUCGUGCGAUCGGCUUCGGCAUCCCUGCCCGCUCUUGGACUAUGGUUCUACAAAGCGGCUCGAUCCACUUGACAUCGACAGUCAUUGACCUCUUGCACUCCUCUCCGUGUCGCCUUUCCCGCUCUCUUGUGCUGUUCACUAAUCGUCACCGCUUUACAUCGCAUCGUGUUGUAUCGCAACGCAUCCUUCAUCGCCAUGAUCCUUGUUGUCACCGUCACCGUCACCGUCACCGUCACUACCGUCAUAUGCACAUCACCACCGUCGCUGAUACCUUCACUGUCACCGUAUUCGCAUUCAUCAUCAUCGCCGCUACUACCGUCAUCUUCGUCGUCUUCGUCAUCAUCUGCAUCAUUACCGUCACCGUCGUCAUUCGCUUCACGCACUUGAUCAAAAUGUUUGUCGGCGGUCUCAACUGGGACACCACCGAAGAUUCGUUGCGACGCCACUUUUCGCAGUUUGGCGAGGUGGGCCACUGCACCGUGAUGCGCGAUGCCAACACCGGCCGCUCGCGCGGCUUUGCCUUUCUCAACUUUGUCGAUCCCAAGGCGGUCAACACGGUCAUGGUGCGCGAGCACUAUCUCGACGGUAAAGUGAUUGAUCCGAAGCGGGCAAUUCCGCGUCCUCAGCAGAGCCAUCACGGGCUCGGUGGAGGGUUCGGUGCUGGACAGCCGGCUGCGAACCAGAAGCUGUUCGUUGGAGGGCUGCCGGCGAGUGUGACGCCGGAAUCGUUCCGAACCUUCUUCGAACAGUUUGGUACACUGUCCGAAUGCACCUGCAUGAUGGAUCGCGAGACGGGCCGACCGCGCGGAUUUGGCUUCCUCACGUAUGCAGACGAUGCAUCGCUGGAGCGCAUCCUAUCCACAAACCCGAUCCUGUUUGACGGCAAGGAGGUCGACGUCAAGCGCGCGCAGUCCAAGAACGAUCCGCAGUCGCUCCAGCUGCGACGCCAACAGCGCUUCGACAACCCGGACGGCUCUAUGGGAACCGGCAUGGGCCCUGGUAUGGGCGGCCGCAUGCAGCAAGGCAACCGCUUCGCCACGGGCAGCAACAGCUACGGCGGUGGCAACAUGGGCGGCAACGGAUGGGGGAUGAAUCCGAUGAUGAUGGGCAUGAUGGGUCAAAACGCAGCCGGGGGCUUCGAUCCCAACGCCAUGGCGCAGAUGUACCAGAGCAUGGGAUGGAAUCCGCAGAUGGCAUGGCAGCAGAUGAUGGCCAGCAUGUCGCAGGGCGGUGCAGGUGGUGCGGGUGGGAUGGACGUGAACGCCAUGAUGGGCGGUAUGGGCGCAAUGGGCGGCAUGGGCAACAUGAGUCCGCCACCCGCCAACUCGAUGAGCCCCACGCUCGCCGCCGGUAGCGCGAAUGGCGGCAAUGGACGCGCGUCAUCCAACGGACCCAGUGGACCGAACGGUGAUGAUCGUCACGAUCGCAGCGACCGCGGCGGACAGCGUGGAGAUAGCCACACGAGCGGCAACGGCGGCGGAGGCUCGCGCGCAGGCUUGCCGUCCAAGCCGGGCUACGACUCGCGCGACUCGCGCGAACGCUCUCCCGCACGCGGCGGUUCGCGCGACGACCGAAGCUACCGCCGCGAACGCAGCCCCUACCGCCGAGACGAGCGUCGCCAAGACAACGGCUACCGCAACCGCUACUGA